GGCCGGCGAGGCCCCGCAGCAGGGGGCGCUGAGCCAUGCCGGCGGGCAGCCUGUUGCCGCUCUUCAGCAGCCCCGCCGGGCCGGGCGCUUCGGGCGCCUCUUUAGGGGGAGGCGCUCUGGUGGGCGCGGGGGUGCGGAAGGUGUCCGGCCCCAGCGGAGCCUUCCGGCUGACGGAGAAGUUCGUGCUGCUGCUGGUCUUCAGCGCCUUCAUCACGCUCUGCUUCGGGGCCAUCUUCUUCCUGCCGGAUUCCUCCAAGCUGCUCAGCGGGGUCUUCUUCCACUCCUCCAAGCUCCGGCAACAGCCGCCGCCGCCUGCCCAGGGGGAGCCGCACGCCCCGCCGCCGCCCGGAGCAGGGAGCAGCAGCAGCUAUGGAGGAGGCGCUGCUGCUGAAGGGGACGCGGCGGAGAACUUGGCCAGGAUCCGCGAGGACCACGAGCGGGCUCUGCGGGAGGCCAAGGAGACCCUCCAGAAGCUGCCCGACGAGAUCCGCAGGGACAUAAACCAGGACAAAAGCAACUUCCUUCAGAACAGGCCGGGCCGGGGGGAGGCGGGGGCUGCCGAGCUGCCUGACCUGCCUUUCCGCAAGCCCGUCGGAGCCGUGGGAAAGGAGCCGGCAGACCCGCUGGUCCGGCAGCGACGAGCGAAGGUCAAAGAGAUGAUGAAACAUGCCUGGGAUAAUUAUAAACAUUACGCAUGGGGAUUAAAUGAACUGAAACCCAUAUCAAAACAAGGACAUUCAAGCAAUUUAUUUGGCAAUAUUCAAGGAGCAACAAUUGUAGAUGCCUUGGAUACACUAUAUAUAAUGGAGAUGAAAGAUGAAUUUAAAGAAGCCAAAGAGUGGGUAGAGAAAAAUCUAGAUUUCAAUGUGAAUGCAGAAGUCUCUGUUUUUGAAGUAAACAUCCGUUUUGUCGGUGGGCUGCUCUCAGCAUACUAUCUUUCUGGAGAAGAGGUGUUUCGGAAAAAAGCAGUGGAACUAGGAAAGAAGUUGCUUCCAGCCUUUAAUACUCCUACAGGAAUUCCUUGGGCAUUGUUGAAUAUCAAAAGUGGCAUUGGUCGAAACUGGCCCUGGGCUUCAGGAGGAAGCAGUAUUUUGGCAGAAUUUGGAACUCUGCAUUUGGAGUUCAUGCAUCUAAGCUAUUUAUCUGGAAAUCCAGUAUUUGCUGAAAAGGUGAUGAACAUUCGAAAAGUUUUAAAUCAGCUGGAUAAGCCAGAAGGGCUUUAUCCGAACUACUUAAAUCCUAGUAGUGGCCAGUGGGGACAGCAUCAUGUCUCAGUUGGAGGACUUGGAGACAGUUUCUAUGAAUAUUUGCUUAAGGCAUGGCUAAUGUCAGAUAAGACCGAUGAAGAAGGCAAGCAAAUGUAUUAUGAUGCUGUUCAGUCCAUAGAGACCCAUUUGAUCAGGAAAUCCAGCACCGGUUUGAUGUACAUUGCCGAGUGGAAAGGUGGCCUGCUUGAACACAAAAUGGGCCACCUGACUUGUUUUGCAGGAGGGAUGUUUGUUCUGGGUGCAGAUGGAGCUCCUGCUGAUAAAACUGAACGCCACAUCGAACUUGGUGCUGAAAUUGCCCGUACAUGUCAUGAGUCGUAUGAUCGGACAAGCAUGAAGCUGGGACCAGAAGCCUUUAGAUUUGAUGGCGGAGUUGAGGCAAUUGCUACGAGGCAAAAUGAGAAAUACUACAUCUUGCGACCUGAAGUUAUAGAAACCUACAUGUAUAUGUGGCGAUUUACCCAUGACCCAAAAUAUCGUCAAUGGGGUUGGGAAGCUGUAGAGGCAUUGGAAAAAUAUUGCAGAGUAGAUGGUGGCUACAGUGGAGUCAGAGAUGUUUACAGCAACCAUCAGAGCCAUGAUGAUGUGCAGCAGAGUUUCUUCCUUUCAGAAACACUCAAGUACUUAUACCUGUUAUUCUCUGAAGAUGAUCUUCUUCCAUUUGAACACUGGGUCUUUAACACUGAGGCACACCCUCUGCCAGUUCUCUCAAGAGAAGACGAAGAAAAAGGAAAAAGGAAAUAGAUAAAAUAAUCAUAGUUGGGGGCACGAUGUAGAUUUAUUAAAAUCUAGGUAACUUUUUGAGUUCUGAAUCAGUUUUUGGGGUUUUUUGCAGUCUAAUGUUUACCCAUAUACUAUUUAUCA
Molecule: messenger RNA, 2132 nt
Organism: Gekko japonicus
Lineage: Eukaryota; Metazoa; Chordata; Lepidosauria; Squamata; Gekkonidae
Gene: MAN1A1
Product: mannosidase, alpha, class 1A, member 1
Exons: 12
Coding region: 36-2012 (658 amino acids)
Biological process (GO): N-glycan processing; carbohydrate metabolic process
Cellular component (GO): endoplasmic reticulum; extracellular exosome; Golgi membrane
Molecular function (GO): calcium ion binding; mannosyl-oligosaccharide 1,2-alpha-mannosidase activity
Source: RefSeq, a predicted model, not a curated record